Ictalurus furcatus (blue catfish) is the source of this 2659-nucleotide messenger RNA. RefSeq names its product dual specificity protein phosphatase family protein. Bases 356 to 910 code for a protein of 184 amino acids. Gene Ontology annotation, molecular function: MAP kinase phosphatase activity; protein tyrosine/serine/threonine phosphatase activity. The record is from RefSeq and is a predicted model, not a curated record. Gene Ontology annotation, cellular component: cytoplasm. Gene Ontology annotation, biological process: negative regulation of MAPK cascade; protein dephosphorylation. Lineage: Eukaryota; Metazoa; Chordata; Actinopteri; Siluriformes; Ictaluridae. The transcript has 3 exons.
UGUGUUACAGCACAGCUUUGUACAGCAGGCUGUAAUCAUAAUAAUAACAAUAGUGCUGUGAUGUUAGAAAUAGGGCAGGACACUCUCAGCACCAGGAGAGGGCGAUGGAGAAAUGAGCAGUGAUGUGUGGGGUAAACAGUGCCUCUGCCUUGUCUCUGACCGCCUUGUUCUGCUCUGUGGAGUCUGAUUAUAUAUAACUUAAGUGUGUCGGAUGACUGAGUUGGAUACAGAGAGAGCUGCACCUGCUCGCGCCCGUCACACUGUUGCAGCACGCGCAGCUCGAGAUCCCGCUGUUACAGCGCCUGCGGUCUAUUUAGACCUUAUCCACUGGUUUUAACCGCUAAUUCAGAGAGAGAUGACAUCCCAGAAACAUAAACAAGGACUCGCUGAAAUCAGAGCGCUGGAGAAUAUUCUGGACGGAUGCAAACUUGAGCUCAGCGCCGUCGAUGAAGUCUGGCCGAACUUGUACAUCGGCAAUGUAGCUUUCGCUCAAAACAGAAGUGCUUUAAAGAAGCUGGGCAUCACCCACAUCCUGAACGCAGCCCAUGCCAAACAGGGCAGUAUAGGAGACGAGAGUUAUUACGGUACUGAGUUUGUUUAUCACGGUAUACCAGCGGAAGACUCAGGCAAGUUUGACAUCAGCGUGCACUUCCGGUCAGCGUCUGACUUUAUUCACAAAGCCCUCAAGAAGAAAAACGGAAAAGUGCUUGUGCAUUGCAUUAUGGGAAUGAGCCGCUCGUCUACUUUAGUCUUGUCCUACUUAAUGUUACAUCAGCGUCUCACUCUCCGUGCUGCCAUCCAACAAGUCAUCCAGAGGAGACCGAUUUACCCUAACAGGAACUUUCUGGGCCUCCUGCUUGAGCUUGACACACAGCUGCAGAGAAAACGAACGAUGUGUCCAAUUCUCUGACAGCACAACACUGUCACAAACUUUACAAUGUGUGUUGUGACAAAGACUAUUCUUUUAAAAUUGUUUUUUAGUAAAAUAAAUAAAAAAUAAAUAAUAAUUCCUACACUAUGUACAAAUAGGAUUAUUGCAAUUUUUAAAUAUCUAAAUGAAAAUCCAUGUGGAUAUGCGCAUAUACUUGUAUGUGUACAUGUGUACUUACAUACAUAUAUGUGCAGUACAUGUUUUAUAUAUUUCUCAUCUCCUUGCAUGUGAAUCUAAAAAAAACAAACAGGCUGGAUAUUUCAGUACAUGACAACACAGCCAUGACCACUGACCAGGUCUUAUUCUUAACAGCAGUUAUAUUUAUAGCAGAACAGAUGUAAUGGCGUAAUGACCUGUGUGUCCCUGUAAUUCCUGGAUCAUGAUCCUCUCUGCCAUCUAAUCUUCAAACCCACCAAUAGAAAUAAUCAAUUUGAAAAAAAAAGUGAAAAGAAGAGUGCCUUCAGGCUGGCUGGCAACGGUCUGGGAUGUUAAGACUAUAGCUCCCCUGUUUAAGCGCCAACUGUGGAAUUGUGCAUUCUGCUUCCUGAUGAGGAGAUGUUCGAACCAUCUUCAGUAACUGCUUUUAUCCUGGUCUGAGAUGGAUCUGGAGUCUAUCCUGGGAACAGUGGGCAUGAGGACAUGAUGCAGGAAUACACUCCAUAUAGGAGGCCAGUCCACCACAGAGUCACACACACAUAUUCACAAAUAGGGGCAAUUUAGAAACACUCACUGAAAAAUUCACUUUAUUGGCAUGUUUUUUGGAGAAACCCAGAAGAAACAUACAUGGACAUAGGGAGAACAUGCAUAGAAACUUUAAACCAAGCUCAGGAUCAAACUGAGGACCCUGGAGCUGUGAGGAGAAGAUAAGGCUGAUCAGUGUGUUACCAAGAUGUCCUUAUUCGAGAGAGGUGGAUUUUAUUCAAGCAUGUACAAUGGACACUAAAUUAUUAGCGACAGGCUGUGGUGGUAAAGCAUGACAAAAUAAAGUCAUUAUAUACAUUAUACAUCAUCAUGCACAUCGUUAAGGACAUAUACAUUGUGGUUGUGUAAUUAUCCUCAAUUUAUUUAUUUGCCAUUACUCGGAUCAUUAGGGAUUCUAAAACAGCGGUAUUCAAUCUUCUCUGCAAAGAGCCGUCGUGGCUCCAAGCUUUCAUUCGAACCAAAUGGGAUUCUCAAAAUAGUCAUUUGAGGACCAAGCUCAACUGAUUAAAUGGGUGGAACCAGGAGUGUUUCUGCUUUUCUGAAAGGAAACCUUGAGCCACACCGUCCGUUUGCAGAGAAAUCUGAAGAUCCAUUCUCUAUAGACUUGUACAUGAAAUGCAGAUAAGGAUCGAUUAUUGUUGUACUUUAUAUUAUAAUCAUGUAAUUGAUUUGAAAUAUUUUAUAUAUACUUUGUCAAUGAACUACAUUCUUGAAACGAUGUGUUUAGGGUUAAUUGAUGUGAUUUCAUCUAUUUCAGUGAAUUCAGUUAACAGUCGUAUUUUGAGGUGGGGUGUAUGCAAUUUUGAAAAACAACUGUGAACCCAUUUCUAAGAUCAAUAUUUUGAACUGAUAUGUGAUGGAUGAAUGAAUUAAAUGUUGAUUAAUACUCUUAAAGAGUAACAGUUUAAAAAUGUCAUUGAGUUGUUAGAUGUAACAGAACUUUCUAACAGAAUAAUGACUGUUUCCAAAGGAGGACAAAUUGCUACUAUUGUACAAACCAAGCGAAUAAAGGUUGUUUACACAGUC